AUGCAAAGCUUUGUCAAAAGAAAACCUUUUUCAGGUGUUCCACAUGCAUUGAUUGCGGCGAAUGCCAUUGAUUGCCUGUGUGAUUUGUUUUCAUCGAAGAAUGACACAACAAUUGGUGUGGCAUCGAUUGCAUUAGGAUAUUUAUCGUACAUUCACGAAGGAGAACGAAAAUUAUUGCAUAGAUGCCGAGGGGAAUUGGACAUAAUGGCUUUCCUUAAAGUUUACAAUUGCUUACCUGGUCAACCAUCCCGUUUAUCAAAACACUUACUUGAAUCUUGGGACCGAUACAGUGUGUUAAAACUGCCUAAAUUACGGUCACGUGGAUCGAAUGUUCGAUACUAUCAAGUGUUUUCCAAUAAUAUCGAACGAUUACGCGUUCCAUCAUCUACAACAGUUGAAAAAGAAUCCAACAGAUCUUCUCCAGUCAAAUUCUAUUUACCACCUAUCCGUUCGAAAGUUCACUAG
Messenger RNA from Adineta ricciae, 465 nucleotides. The record is from the annotation of a GenBank genome assembly. NCBI's taxonomy places the organism in Eukaryota, Metazoa, Rotifera, Eurotatoria, Adinetida, Adinetidae.